AUGGCUGCUGUUGCUGAAAGGGAAUAUAUUUCACCAUCCAAACUUUUUUCAGUGCCUUCGAAUAGUGUUAAAAAGCUCAAAUUUUACAAAAAUGGAAAUGAAAUUUUGGUUGAACCACCUGAGGUCGAUGAGAGGGAUGUUGCUAUCAAAUGUACUUUAGAAGAUUUGACGGUCUCUGAGCCAGUCACAUCUGAGAAAAUUGCUGAAAAGUUAGAGAUGUACGGUGGUUGUGUUGUGAAAAAUUAUCUUUCAAAAGACACUUGCGAUCAAAUUUUGAAAGACAUUGCACCCAGAAUCAAAGAAGAUAAAGAUUGGGAUGGACAUUUUUUUCCACCAGAAACCAAAAGAGUUACUGGGAUGUGUAUUAAAUCCAAAACAUGCGCUGAGUCGUUUAUGAAUCAUCCGUUGAAUGUUGAUGUGUCGAAUAAAUUUUUGGGUAGAGAAAAUGCAUUCUGGAUUGGCGACAAGAUUGUGACUGGAUAUUCAAGCCCUCAACACAACUCGUGUAUUACAUUCAGUAUUGGACCGGGAGCGAAAAACCAAGUUCUACACAGAGAUGACAUGAUUCAUCACCAAAUCAAAAAAUCAAUGGACAAAUAUGAAUAUGGAUCAGACUCAGCUCUUGGUACAGUUUUAUGUCUAUCAGAUAAAGCCACCAAGAAAAACGGCACCACCAGAUUUAUUCCAGGGUCUCACAAAUGGGGACAUUUUGCAAGACCAAGAGACGAAGACUGUGUUCAUGCUGAGAUGGAAAAGGGCGAUUGUUUUUUUAUGUUGGCUUCAUGCUACCACGGCGGUUCGGCUAAUGUGACAAAAGAUGAGUAUCGAAUUCUAACUAUUUUGUUCAUGACAUUGGGAGUCAACAGACAAGAAGAAAACAUUCAAGUUGGAACGGAUCUUGAUUAUUAUCGAUCAUUGAAAUUUGAAACAUUGAAAACGUUGGGGUUUAUUGCUAGUAAUCCAUUUUUAGGAUGGUCUGAUUUAAAACAGCCCUAUCAUAUGCUAGAUUUGGAUUAUAUUAAGAACAUCCAAGAACCAGAUGAUUUUUAUUCGAACAGCUUUACUGUUGCUUGA
Messenger RNA from Ascoidea rubescens DSM 1968, 1074 nucleotides. RefSeq names its product phytanoyl-CoA dioxygenase family protein. The record is from RefSeq and is a predicted model, not a curated record. Bases 1 to 1074 code for a protein of 357 amino acids. NCBI's taxonomy places the organism in Eukaryota, Fungi, Ascomycota, Saccharomycetes, Ascoideales, Ascoideaceae. The transcript has a single exon.